GACUUGCCACUUGCCGCUGGCUUGUGACUGACUAUAAAAUGGCUCGGCAAAGUGUCGAAGCUUUUCAAUUGUUCGUCCACAGCCGGAACGGUGACACCUGUUGAGUGCCGAGAAAAGCAGGAUAAACGCGUGUCUCCCCACGCCACGUCCACGUCACCGAUUUGUUACAAUAAAUAAAUGAGAGUGUAUUGCUGUUGUUGCUAGUGCGUUGUGAUUUUGUUCGUGCAACAAUUACGGUUUAUUGAAUUUUCAGUCAACAUAUGGCGACAAUCAGUAACGCUAUGAAAACCAAUUAACAUGCGCGACAGCAAUUAAUGUGCGUAUAUACAUACAUAUAUAUAUAUGGAAAUUACUGUGAAAGUGUGUGGCUUUGAAAUCAGCAUAUCAUUAAUAUAGAAAAGUGUUAUCAAAAUUAAAUUGCUUUCCAAUUAAAUCGGGUACAAAACUAAAAUGAUUGAAACACGAUCUGCCGAAGUGGCCGACGAUCACACGAGUGUUGCACGCACAGCAUCGGUGCUGAAUGCAGCAGGUGGGGAGCGACGCUCAUCGACGCCGAAAUUCGGAAAUACAAAUCGUUGUAUAAUUGCUGUUAUCGUCUAUUUGGCGUUACUACUGGAUAAUGUGCUGCUAACUGUGAUUGUACCCAUAUUGCCCGAUUAUCUGGCGACUAUAAAUAACCGGGCACAUCACACUCCAUUGGAGAUGCUCAACAAUAACAACAAUUACACAAGCGAUGCUGUGAAUGCUGGCAUUGCCAGUCCUUUCAUGGCACCACCCAGUUUGGCACAUCGAUAUAUGGAUGUUGCGCAUCAACCCGUACAAACCGUUAUGACGAAACAUCCGAUACCCGGCAAAUCGAUGGUGAAUUUUACGCUGCCGCACGGCGAUGAUAAAGCGACAUUUUUGUCCACUGAACACAAGCAAUUGCGCUAUAUAAACGCAGGUGCAGGGGGUGGUACAUUGACAAAAGGCGCAAUCAGCGGAAAUACCACAGUCGCCGGUGAUAGAGCCGUUGAAAAAGUGAUUGACGAAUCGAAUUUUAAUGAGGAUGCGACACGUAUUGCCAAUGCCGCACCGCUAACCACUGCUGCAACUGCUGACAGCGGUACGGACGCCGACGGAGACGCGAAGGCGCACACAGACCAAAAUGAAAGUUUGACCAGCGAAAAUAGCGCCAUCGGCAUAUUGUUGUCCAUGAAGGCGCUGGUGCAGUUAAUAUUCAAUCCGAUCGUCGGCAAUCUGACUUCAAAAUUCGGUUACCGUUUGCCAAUUGUGGCUGGCACAUUUCUGCUGCUUCUCUCCUCGCUGGUGUUCUCGGUGGGUGAGACAUACAUAGAGCUUUUGAUUGCGCGCGCAAUUCAAGGCGUUGGUUCGGCAUGUAUUGGCGUGUGCGGAAUGAGUUUGGUGGCUCAGCACUAUCCGGAAGAAGAGCGUCGUUCAAAAGUGAUGGGCAUCAUUUUGGGUAGCAUUGCUUUGGGUGUGUUGUUGGGAUAUCCUUUCGGUAGCAUACUCUAUGAUUUGAUCGGAAAGUCAGCGCCAUUUAUUAUACUAUCUACGGUGAUAUUUUUGAAUUUAGGAAUGCAGCUCCUAACUAUGGAUCUCUCCAUUCAACCCGAGGUCACAAUUGCCACUGAUGAACAGCUACCAAAAUGGCGUCCUUUGCUCGAAAGUAAAAUGAUACUUGCCAUAGUUGUGGCCAUAUGGUUUUCCACUUCAACUAUGGCUAUAUUGGAGCCAUGCUUACCGAUUUGGUUAAUGCAACAUAUACACCCCACCAAAUGGCAACUGGGUACAGUGUUCAUACCGGAUUCGGUGGGAUAUUUUAUUGGUACGAAUUUCUUCGGCACAUUCGCUUAUAAAUAUGGACAAGUGAAAAUCUCAUGCAUAGCGCUGUUGUUAGUGGGAAUUUCAUCAAUUUUGAUCCCUAGCGCCACAACGGUCAGUCAACUACUGUUGCCACACUUCGGUUUAGGGCUUAGUAUCGGUGUAAUAGAUGCUGCAUUGGUGCCGCUAUUGGCCACUUUUGUUGAUGCAACCUUAGCGCAGGAGGAACAAGGCGACAGUGGUGGCGGCAAUUCCAUGUCAAGUUAUGGUACAGUCUAUGCCAUUCAACAGACUUCUGUCAGUCUAGCUUACUGUCUGGCUCCUUUGCUGGGCGGUGAGUUGGCACAAACUUUUGGUUUCGCUUGGCUGAUGCGUAUUGUCGGCUUCUUCAAUAUAUGUUACGGCCCAGUUUUGGUAUUUCUACAUCAAAAUUAUAAUCCCAAGACUAUACGUGAAAAGCAUAACGAGCUGUUGCUCAGAAACAGCGGACGGGACUCACAAUACAAACAGCUUUACAAUUCGAUCGACAUUGAGUAAAAAUACAGCACUGGAUCACAUGCAUUAGAUAUCCAUUAAUAUUUACAUAAUUUAAUUAGAAAACAUUGUAAAUAUAUGAAUAAC
Zeugodacus cucurbitae (melon fly) is the source of this 2445-nucleotide messenger RNA. RefSeq names its product synaptic vesicular amine transporter (gene prt). The transcript is spliced from 9 exons. The record is from RefSeq and is a predicted model, not a curated record. Gene Ontology annotation, cellular component: synaptic vesicle membrane; terminal bouton. Bases 451 to 2361 code for a protein of 636 amino acids. Gene Ontology annotation, biological process: transmembrane transport; aminergic neurotransmitter loading into synaptic vesicle. Gene Ontology annotation, molecular function: serotonin:sodium:chloride symporter activity. Lineage: Eukaryota; Metazoa; Arthropoda; Insecta; Diptera; Tephritidae.